This is a messenger RNA of Anarrhichthys ocellatus (wolf-eel), 1566 nucleotides long. Its product is annotated as transmembrane protease serine 9-like. The record is from RefSeq and is a predicted model, not a curated record. Gene Ontology annotation, molecular function: serine-type endopeptidase activity. Lineage: Eukaryota; Metazoa; Chordata; Actinopteri; Perciformes; Anarhichadidae. Gene Ontology annotation, biological process: proteolysis. Bases 16 to 1566 code for a protein of 516 amino acids. The transcript has 10 exons.
AACAAAGAGUGGGUGAUGUCUGCUGCUCACUGCUUCUCCAGUGACACUACGUCAAGAUGGCAGGUUUCUCUGGGCCGUCAGAACCUGCAGGGCAACAACUCAAACGAAGUGUCCACAACUGUUGCCAGAAUCAUUUUGCAUCCAAACUAUGACAGUGUCACCAACAACAACGACAUUGCUCUGCUCAGACUCUCCUCACCAGUCAAUUUCACAGACUACAUCAGACCUGUGUGUCUGGCAGCCAGUGACAGUGUGUUCAGCAACGGUACUGAUAGCUGGGUCACUGGCUGGGGCGCAGUCAAGGAGGGAGUGUCAUUGCCGUUCCCUGAAACCCUUCAAGAGGUGGAGUUGUCAGUUCUGGGAAACAGCCAGUGUGACUGUCUCAAUGGAGUCGGUACAGUCACGGACAACAUGAUCUGUGCUGGGGUUCUGGCAGGAGGCAAAGACUCUUGUCAGGGUGACUCAGGAGGUCCAAUGGUGAACCAGCAGGGCUCCGUCUGGGUCCAGUCUGGAAUUGUUAGUUUUGGUUUUGGCUGUGCUCGGCCCAAUCUGCCUGGAGUCUACUCCAGAGUGUCCAUUUGCCAGUCCUGGAUCAACUCCCACAUCAGCUCUGAUAAGCCAGGCUUUGUCCAGUUCACCUCCAGUGGGCUGGAUGCUGACAGCAGCUACACCUGUCCUGGUCCGCCACCAUCAACAACAACUUCAUCAACGACAAGACCAAGUACUACCCAAAUUUUAACCAGUCCUGCAAGAGCAGUGUGUGGUAACGCUCCCAUGAACAGUCGUGCUCUAGGUGACAGUGGUGUUGUACCUGGAGGGACCUGGCCUUGGAUGGUUAGUCUCCACAAAAAUGGGGUUUACACUUGUGGAGGAACCCUAAUCGCAGAAAGAUUUGUUCUCACUUCUGCCCAGUGCGUCUCUACCUCCAAUCCAGAUGUCAGUGAGUGGAGUGUGUUUUUUGGCCAGCAUCUUGUGGACGGCUCUGAAGAGUUUGAGAUGUCUCUUGGCGUUGUGAACAUUACAGUGAGCAACAUGACGGAUUCUAAUAUUGCUCUGCUGCAGCUGACUAAGCCAGUCAGCUUCAAAGAUCAUAUUCAGCCUGUGUGUAUGGAUGUUAGCGCUUCCAGAACCUUCCCUGUUGGAAGUCGAUGCUGGGUGGCUGGCUGGGAGAACGGCAGUAAGAGCUUUUCCACAGAUAAAGCCGGCUCAGGCCUUCGAGAUCUUGAAACUCAGGUGGCAAGUUGUGGGGAUCUUUCUGAUUCAGAGAACAUUUGCACUUAUACCAUGGACCUUCAACAGGGGGAUCAAGGCAGCCCUCUGCUGUGCAAGUCAGACUCAUCCUGGUUUCAGGUGGCCGUUGUAACAAUGAGUGGAAGUAAAUCAGUCCGCGCUGAUGUUCAGGUCUUUGCCAAAACUUCAAGAUUUGGGUCCCUCUUAAAGGAGACGGUUGGCGACAUGCCGUCUCCUGAAGUGGCCGCAACAGGAAAUGCAGCAGGUUUCUCAAUUUCGCUGUUCCUUUAUUUCGUUGUCCCUGUUACCUCAGUGUUUCUGUUGUCAGGAUCUUAG